GGAAAGAGAAACUUUUGGCCGUUUCGUCCAUUUCGAAAUGAUAGUUUGAUCCAUGGCUGCAUGAUUAGCUGGCAUAAGGUUCAUUUCCAGAAUGCCAACAUGAAUUCACUGGGAACCGGAUUCUUAGUGAUGUGAUUUUGCCUCAAGAUAUGGGUCAAAACAACGCUAAUCUUCCUGUCUUUCAUUUUCCUCAAUCAUCCUCCUAUUUGAAUGCCAGAAAGGAAGAGAAUGACAGCAGUUUACCCUGUCCUUGCUUAUAUCUGCCUUCCCUAAAAUUGGCACGGGACAUAACAAGGCAGACGGAGACGAGAAAAGGGGAGCCGAUUUGCAGCGUAGCAUCAGUUGCUUGUGCACAAAGAUGGUGAUUCACUAGAUUGGCUUUAUGAGGCUUGGCCGUCUGACUUACCAUAUACAGCAAUCAUCUCAGGGAUUUAAUUAUUGAUGGUGUAGAUAUGUACAUGCCACCUGAAAAUUUAGAGAUUAAUCUUAUGCGCCAAGGUGUGGAAUAGCUGUUUAAAAUUUGUGUAAGAUUUUUAUUUUUUUAUUUAGAUUUUUACCGUUUGUUCUUUCUUCUUCACCUGUAAGAUGGUUGCAACUUGCAAGUGUAUAAAGCAUGUUUUCUUCUACUAUGAAAAACGAUGUGUAGCAAACUGGUGAUUAAAUCUUC
Ilex paraguariensis (yerba mate) is the source of this 667-nucleotide messenger RNA. NCBI's taxonomy places the organism in Eukaryota, Viridiplantae, Streptophyta, Magnoliopsida, Aquifoliales, Aquifoliaceae. The record is from the annotation of a GenBank genome assembly.